This is a messenger RNA of Pteronotus mesoamericanus, 5627 nucleotides long. RefSeq names its product adhesion G protein-coupled receptor L3 (gene ADGRL3). Gene Ontology annotation, molecular function: G protein-coupled receptor activity; carbohydrate binding. The record is from RefSeq and is a predicted model, not a curated record. Lineage: Eukaryota; Metazoa; Chordata; Mammalia; Chiroptera; Mormoopidae. Gene Ontology annotation, cellular component: plasma membrane. Gene Ontology annotation, biological process: cell surface receptor signaling pathway; adenylate cyclase-activating G protein-coupled receptor signaling pathway. The coding region runs from base 85 to 4797 and encodes 1570 amino acids. The transcript has 24 exons.
UACAAUACAGAAGAGGAACCAGAAACACUUCUUUGUUACGCGUUUCAAACACUCUUGAGGCACUUUCACGCCAGCUACACAACCAUGUGGCCAUCACAGCUACUUGUCUUCAUGAUGCUCUUAGCACCAAUAGUUCAUGGUGCCAAGCACAAUGAGCGACAUCCAGCCCUCGCUGCUCCACUGCGACACGCUGAGCGCAGCCCCGGAGGCGCGCUACCACCUAGACAUCUCCUUCAGCAGCCAGCCGCAGAGCGCGCCACUGCUCACCGUGGACAAGGGCCCCGUGGAGCUACCAGAGGAGUUCGUGGUCCAGGUGCCCAAGGAGCCCAGAUCCCAGCCCAAGCUUUCAGCCGCGCCCCUAUCCCAAUGGCUGUGGUCCGCAGAGAGCUCUCCUGUGAGAGUUACCCCAUAGAGCUGCGCUGUCCAGGGACAGAUGUCAUCAUGAUUGAAAGUGCCAACUACGGGAGGACUGAUGAUAAAAUCUGUGACUCGGACCCUGCUCAGAUGGAGAAUAUACGAUGCUAUCUGCCAGAUGCCUAUAAGAUUAUGUCUCAAAGGUGCAAUAACAGAACCCAGUGUGCAGUCGUGGCAGGUCCUGAUGUUUUUCCAGACCCGUGCCCAGGAACCUAUAAAUACCUUGAAGUGCAGUAUGAAUGUGUCCCUUACAUUUUUCUUUGUCCUGGACUGCUGAAAGGAGUAUACCAGAGUGAACAUUUGUUUGAGUCCGACCACCAGUCUGGGGCAUGGUGCAAAGACCCUCUGCAAGCUUCUGACAAGAUUUAUUAUAUGCCCUGGACACCUUACAGGACUGAUACCCUGACUGAGUACUCAUCCAAGGAUGACUUCAUUGCUGGAAGGCCAACGACAACCUACAAGCUCCCUCACAGGGUGGAUGGCACAGGAUUUGUAGUGUAUGAUGGAGCUUUGUUCUUCAACAAAGAGCGUACCAGGAACAUAGUAAAGUUUGAUUUGCGGACUAGGAUAAAGAGUGGAGAGGCUAUCAUAGCAAAUGCCAAUUACCAUGAUACCUCCCCUUACCGAUGGGGAGGCAAAUCUGACAUAGACCUGGCAGUGGAUGAGAAUGGGCUAUGGGUCAUCUAUGCAACAGAACAAAACAAUGGUAAAAUUGUCAUUAGUCAAUUGAACCCUUACACCCUACGGAUUGAAGGGACAUGGGAUACGGCGUAUGAUAAAAGGUCAGCUUCCAAUGCCUUUAUGAUUUGUGGGAUUCUGUAUGUGGUCAAAUCUGUCUAUGAGGAUGAUGACAACGAGGCCACAGGGAAUAAGAUAGACUAUAUUUACAACACCGACCAAAGUAAGGACAGUGUGGUGGAUGUACCCUUUCCCAAUUCAUACCAAUACAUAGCAGCUGUGGAUUACAACCCCAGGGACAACCUUCUUUACGUAUGGAAUAACUAUCACGUCGUGAAAUAUUCUUUGGAUUUUGGACCUCUGGAUAGUAGAUCAGGACAGGCACAUCAUGGACAGGUAUCGUACAUCUCUCCACCAGUUCACCUUGACUCUGAGCUAGAAAGACCUCCUGUUCGAGGACCGCUUGGCAUGGGGAGCACCACCACCAGUACCACCCUUCGGACCACAGCUUGGAGCUCAGGCAGGAGUACCACCCCAUCGGUGUCAGGAAGAAGAAACCGGAGCACCAGCACCCCAUCUCCAGCUGUUGAAGUGCUUGAUGACAUUACCACACACCUUCCCUCAGCAUCAUCCCAAAUCCCAGCUCAGGAAGAGAGCUGUGAGGCCGUGGAAGCCCGAGAAAUCAUGUGGUUUAAGACCCGCCAAGGACAGAUGGCAAAGCAGCCGUGCCCCACUGGAACUAUAGGAGUAUCAACUUAUUUGUGUCUGGCUCCUGAUGGAAUCUGGGAUCCCCAAGGACCAGAUCUGAGCAACUGUUCUUCUCCUUGGGUCAACCAUAUAACACAGAAGUUGAAAUCUGGAGAGACAGCUGCCAACAUUGCUAGAGAGCUGGCUGAACAAACAAGGAAUCAUUUGAAUGCCGGAGACAUCACCUACUCUGUCCGUGCCAUGGAUCAGCUGGUAGGCCUCCUGGAUGUACAGCUCCGGAACUUGACUCCAGGUGGAAAAGACAGCGCUGCGCGCAGCUUGAACAAGCUUCAGAAAAGAGAGCGCUCUUGCAGAGCCUAUGUCCAGGCAAUGGUCGAGACAGUUAACAACCUCCUUCAGCCACAAGCCUUGAAUGCGUGGAGGGACCUGACUACAAGUGAUCAACUCCGGGCAGCCACCAUGUUGCUGGACACUGUGGAGGAGAGUGCUUUUGUGCUGGCCGAUAACCUUUUGAAGACCGACAUUGUCAGGGAGAACACUGACAAUAUUCAGUUGGAAGUUGCAAGGCUGAGCACAGAAGGGAACUUAGAAGACUUAAAAUUUCCGGAAACCAUGGCUCAUGGGAGCACUAUCCAGCUUUCUGCAAAUACUUUAAAGCAAAAUGGCCGAAAUGGAGAGAUCAGAGUGGCCUUUGUUCUAUAUAACAACUUGGGUCCUUAUUUGUCCACGGAGAAUGCCAGCAUGAAGUUGGGAACAGAAGCUAUGUCCACCAAUCAUUCUGUUAUCGUCAAUUCCCCUGUUAUUACAGCAGCAAUUAACAAGGAAUUCAGUAAUAAAGUUUAUUUGGCUGAUCCUGUAGUGUUCACUGUUAAACAUAUUAAGCAGUCCGAGGAAAAUUUCAACCCAAACUGUUCAUUUUGGAGCUAUUCCAAGCGCACAAUGACGGGUUAUUGGUCAACUCAAGGCUGUCGGCUUCUGACAACAAAUAAGACACAUACUACAUGCUCUUGUAACCACCUAACCAAUUUUGCAGUACUGAUGGCACAUGUAGAAGUUAAGCACAGUGAUGCAGUCCAUGAUCUUCUUCUGGAUGUGAUCACAUGGGUUGGAAUUUUGCUGUCCCUUGUUUGUCUCCUGAUUUGCAUCUUCACAUUUUGCUUUUUCCGCGGGCUCCAAAGUGACCGUAACACCAUCCACAAGAACCUCUGCAUCAGCCUCUUUGUAGCAGAACUGCUUUUUCUGAUUGGGAUCAACCGAACUGACCAGCCAAUCGCCUGUGCGGUCUUUGCUGCUCUCUUACAUUUCUUCUUCCUGGCCGCCUUCACCUGGAUGUUCCUGGAGGGCGUGCAGCUCUAUAUCAUGCUGGUGGAGGUGUUUGAGAGUGAACAUUCACGCAGGAAAUAUUUUUACCUGGUCGGCUAUGGGAUGCCUGCGCUCAUCGUGGCGGUGUCGGCUGCGGUAGACUACAGGAGCUACGGGACAGAUAAAGUAUGUUGGCUCAGACUUGACACCUACUUCAUUUGGAGUUUUAUAGGACCAGCGACCUUGAUAAUUAUGCUUAAUGUAAUCUUCCUUGGGAUUGCUUUAUAUAAAAUGUUUCAUCAUACUGCCAUUCUGAAACCUGAAUCGGGCUGUCUUGAUAACAUCAACUAUGAGGAUAACAGACCCUUCAUCAAGUCAUGGGUUAUAGGUGCAAUAGCUCUUCUCUGCCUGUUAGGAUUGACCUGGGCCUUUGGACUCAUGUAUAUUAAUGAAAGCACAGUCAUCAUGGCAUAUCUCUUCACCAUUUUCAAUUCUCUACAGGGAAUGUUUAUAUUCAUUUUCCAUUGUGUUCUACAAAAGAAGGUAAGAAAAGAGUACGGGAAAUGCCUGCGGACACAUUGCUGUAGUGGCAAAAGUACAGAGAGUUCCAUUGGCUCAGGGAAAACAUCUGGUUCUCGAACUCCAGGACGCUACUCCACAGGCUCACAGAGCCGAAUCCGUAGAAUGUGGAACGACACAGUCCGAAAGCAGUCAGAGUCUUCCUUCAUUACUGGGGAUAUCAACAGUUCAGCGUCACUCAACAGAGGAGCCAUGGCUAAUCAUCUUAUAAGCAAUGCUCUGCUUCGUCCGCAUGGUACUAACAAUCCCUAUAAUACAUUGCUUGGGGAACCGGCGGUCUGUAACAACCCUUCUGUCAGCAUGUACAACGCACAAGAGGGGCUUCUGAACAAUGCCAGGGAUACAAGUGUCAUGGAUACUCUACCACUGAAUGGUAACCAUGGCAAUAGUUACAGCAUUGCCAGCGGCGAAUACCUGAGCAACUGUGUGCAAAUCAUAGACCGAGGCUAUAACCACAAUGAGACCGCCCUAGAGAAAAAGAUUCUAAAGGAACUCACUUCCAACUAUAUACCUUCCUACCUGAACAACCACGAGCGCUCCUGCGAACAGAACAGGAACCUGAUGAACAAGCUGGUGAAUAACCUCGGCAGUGGGAGUGAAGAUGAUGCCAUUGUCCUGGAUGACGCCACUUCCUUUAACCACGAGGAGAGUUUGGGUCUGGAACUCAUUCAUGAGGAAUCUGAUGCUCCCUUACUGCCCCCAAGAAUUUACUCCACAGAGAACCACCAGCCACACCAUUACACCAGAAGGCGGAUCCCCCAAGACCACAGUGAAAGCUUUUUCCCUUUGCUAACCAACGAGCACACAGAAGAUCUCCAGUCACCCCAUAGGGACUCUCGCUACACCAGCAUGCCGGCGCUGGCUGGUGUGCCUGCCGCAGAGAGUGUUACCACCAGCACCCAGACCGAACCCCCACCGGCCAAAUGUGGUGAUGCCGAAGAUGUUUACUACAAAAGCAUGCCAAACCUAGGCUCCAGAAACCACAUCCAUCAGCUGCACACCUACUACCAGCUAGGUCGCGGUAGCAGUGAUGGAUUUAUAGUUCCUCCAAACAAAGAUGGAACCCCUCCAGAAGGAAGUUCAAAAGGACCUGCUCAUUUGGUCACAAGUCUAUAGAAGAUGAAAAAGAAAUUUAAAUCGACAAAACUGCUAACACCUGGUUGACUGUUCUGAGUUGCUAUAAGCAGUGGUAAAAUGUGUGUACUCCUAAAUCUUUAUGCUAUUCUUGAAUGACAAACACGAACUCUCAGACUUCUUUUUUUUUUUUUCAACUGGGAUUUUUAGGUCAGCCCAGGGGAGAAAGAUAACUGCUGAAAUUCCCCUGCGCCCUAUCCUUUCCUGUCCUUUCCCCCCUCAGAUGGAGACUUCAUUAUGUUAAUGAACGAGAUAUGAAGAAAAUGGCGCUCAUUGUGGCCUUGUUGAAUUAUGUUGUGUUUGUUCUAACAUCUCUGAUGCUCUGUUACUAUAAUUACAAGGACCUGAUUUUUUAAAAGGCCAGAAGAGUUGUUUGAAAUUAGUAACAAUGCUGCAUCUAGAUUGGAGUGCUGCACAAACAUAAAAGCAAAGCAAAACUGUAUCACAUAGUGGUUUUUAGUCACUCACAGCCUGAAUUCAUCACAGCGAUAAUAGCUGUGGUAUACAAAAUAAAACAACAAAAUUAAUAACAAAAUGGAGGGGAAUUCUAGGAUUAUAUGCUAAAUGCAUAUUUUAUGAUUUGCUGUAUUAACUGAUGAUAAAACUAAUGGCAGAAAAAACACGAACAAUUUCUAUGUAAUGUACAGAUACUAGCAUUGCACAUAUAGUCUGCUUUCUGUUCCUCCAGAAUUUGAGUCCUGUUAAUGUAGUGCAAAAACAGAAAAAGAGAGAGAUUUUCUUUUUUCUUUUGUGCUGGUCUUGCAAGUUUGUCUACCAGUAAGAGAGCAAAGUUUUCUUCCUUUCUUUUUUGU